UUCCUCGUAUAUUUACCACUUAAUGUGGAGCACUAUCCCAAAAUCACAAUAAAUAUUGGAAGUGUAGGGCUCGCUUAAAAGCUGCUAAAUUUUCAAAACAUUUCCUUCUAGUUCCAGAUUGAAGAAUUAUUAUACGUGAAAUACCUCUUAUAUAUAAAAUAUUAUAAAAUGCGCCGUUCGUGUGCACCUUCAAUGUUAAGGGCACGAGAAGAUGAGAAACGCAGGAAGAUCGAUGGUCUGUUUGAAACUGAACGAAGCAGCGGGGAUGAAGUGACCUCAACCACUGGAAAUGAGGAAUGUUGGGGCACCAGAAAUAGAGGAGGUGGUAAAUUUGAAAAAGAAGCCGCCAAAGAAAACUUUGAUGCAUUUAGUUCUAAAAUAAUUUUUAAUGUUGUGUGGCGUGAAAUUACAAAAAAGAAGCAUAAAACAUGGGACGGUGAUGGCUUACUAGAAGUGCAGUUGGAUGUUCCAAAAGCGGUGCUUAAGGACAGCUCCGGUAGAUACAUUGGUACCAAUACAAAGUUCAAAGCUGAUGAGUUAGAAGAAGGCUACCAAAUGGUUGUAGGCGGGAAGGAGAUUGAAUUAUUAGAGCAAAUUACCGACAGAAAUUUAUAUUUUGCUUUGCGUAAAAAAACAGCCGAUAGUCGCUGGAACGUUGAAGAAGAGCUGCAAAGUAGUGGAGUCGACAAAAAGAUAAAGUUGUCUACUUUAUACCAAGCACCAUGUGCUCUAAAAAAUAGUACUGAGUUGAGGGCUGAAAACAUACCAACCACAAGCGGAAUCCAAAAAAGAAAUUAUACUGAAUCCCUUGAAUCAGCUAACCUUAAAGUAAUUUUCAAUGUCGUCUGGCGAGAAAUUACUACAAAAAAGAAUAAAACAUGGAAUGGUGAUGGUAUAUUUGAAGUGCAUACAGGUAGUAAGCGAGGUAUUCUAAAGAACGAGAGGGGACAGGAAAUGGGUACUCUAGAAAAAGUAAAUUUAGCUGUAUUAGAAGUUGGUACAUUUUUGGAAAUUGAGGAUAAAGAACUAGAAAUUUUAGAAAUUGUAUCACAAGACAGACAUGAAAAGGAAAAUAUUAAGCAGACAUCGCAUAAAGUACACCGAAAAUGUUCACCCAGCGUCAUAGUUAACGGUUUAUUAUUACCUUUCCCACCAGCAGAAUAUAUUACAGUAUUGAAUACUAUGUGUCGACCAAUUCAACCGGUCGAAAUCUCACCCAAGGUCGCCCAACAUUUGCGUCCGCAUCAACGAGAAGGUGUCGUCUUUCUUUAUCAAUGCGUAAUGGGAUUCAAAAAUCCAACUCAUCGUGGAUGUAUACUUGCAGACGAAAUGGGCUUGGGCAAAACCCUACAGUGCCUAACGCUGGCUCGUACACUUUUGAAAGAAGGGCCUUACGGAGGUGAACGUGUAAUGCAGCGCAUCUUAAUUGUUACACCCAGCACACUCACUCGAAAUUGGGAGCAGGAGGUGAGUAAAUGGUUAAAAACUGAGCGCAUGUAUGCAUUUGUUGUGGGUGGUAAACAAAAGUUGGAUUGCUAUGCACAUCAGCAGCAUGUUCCAUUUGUAAUUGCUUCAUAUGAGAAUCUACUUGCAAAUGCUUCAGAUUUUCAACGUCUAAAAUUUGAUUUGCUAAUUUGCGACGAAGGCCAUCGCCUCAAAAAUCAGUCUACAAAAAUUGUAGCUUCACUUCGAGAACUUAACAUUCCUUGUCGUAUAAUAAUUACCGGAACACCUGUGCAAAAUGAUUUGGGCGAAUUCUUUGCCUUAGCCGAUUUUGUGAACCCCGGUAUUUUUGGCACAAAACAGGAAUUUCAUUCGUACUACGAGGUUCCAUUGCAGCAGAGCCAAUGUCCUGAUGCUAGUAUUGAAGUUAAGAAUAUAGCGGCACAGCGGACACAAGAGCUAAUGCAAAUCUCAGAACAAUUUGUGCUUCGACGGCUACAGCACGUGAAUGGACAGUACUUGCCUAAAAAGUACGAGUAUAUAUGCUUUGUACGGCCAUCGGAGCUACAGCAGUUUUUGUUACAAAAAGCACUUCAACUUUAUGCCCAACGAAAGGAAACCAUUCUAAAAGAUCUAUCACCGCUUCAAUUAAUUACUGUAUUGCAAAAAAUUUGCAAUCAUCCUUCGUUGGUGGCGCGGACUAAAACCCCUAAUGUACUGACGCGCCAUUUGGAACGUUGUUUGCCUGAUUGGGCGGAAAUGGGACCCUUUGAUUCCGCGAAAUUAGAACUAGUGCAGAAUUUACUUGUCGCUUCGGCUGUGCAAAAUCAAGAAAAAUGUGUUCUAGUUUCAAACCAUACUAAAACACUCAAUAUGUUGCAGGGCUUGUGUGACUUUUUGGACAUAAAAUGUUUGCGUUUGGACGGAUCCACAAAUAUUGCUCAAAGAAAUUCAAAUGUCGAAAAAUUUAAUAGCAACGCAGAUGAUUCGCUAGUAUUUUUACUGAGUGCAAAAGCUGGAGGUGUUGGUCUUAAUUUGAUAGGGGCUUCAAGGUUAAUACUUUUCGACCAUGAUUGGAAUCCAGCGACCGACGCUCAAGCGACGUCACGCAUAUGGCGCGAUGGGCAGCAAAGAGAUGUGCACAUCUAUCGACUGGUGACCGCUGGUUGUAUUGAAGAAAAGAUAUUCCAAAGACAAAUUGCGAAAAUGUCGCUGGGCGAUUGUGUAACGCAAACUAUUGCCAGUGGGAGUUUUGAUAAAGCCAUGAAAUUUUCAGCAGAUGAGCUUUUAGAUUUGUUUAGCUUACAGGAAGAUUAUUCUAAAUGCCAAACACAUGAAAGUUUGAAUUGCAGAUGCAAUGGCGAUGGAGAGAAAUUGGCUCUUGACACAACUACUAGUGCUCGAAAGAUGAAUGAAUUAAUGAACUGGAAGCAUUAUAAACCGCCAUUUGACCUUGAUUUUUUGGAGGCGACAUGUCUGGACAAAGCGGGCGAUAAUCUCAUGUAUGUGUUUACCAAUGAGAUUGACUUUAGUUAAAUAAGUUA
This is a messenger RNA of Rhagoletis pomonella (apple maggot), 2987 nucleotides long. RefSeq names its product DNA repair and recombination protein RAD54B-like. Gene Ontology annotation, molecular function: ATP binding; ATP-dependent chromatin remodeler activity; DNA translocase activity. NCBI's taxonomy places the organism in Eukaryota, Metazoa, Arthropoda, Insecta, Diptera, Tephritidae. Gene Ontology annotation, cellular component: nucleus. The record is from RefSeq and is a predicted model, not a curated record. Gene Ontology annotation, biological process: double-strand break repair via homologous recombination; reciprocal meiotic recombination.